UCGCUCUCCAUCGCCCCUCUCGGGUCCCGCUCUGCCUUUCCCGCCGGCGGCCCUGGCAGAGUAGGCACCGCAGGGCGGCGGCGGCGGCGGCGGGGAGGGGAACUCUCCAUGCAACACCAUGACAGGCAUCGCCGCCGCCUCCUUCUUCUCCAAUACCUGCCGCUUCGGGGGCUGCGGGCUGCACUUCCCCACCCUGGCCGACCUCAUCGAGCACAUCGAGGACAACCAUAUCGAUACAGACCCACGUGUAUUAGAGAAACAAGAACUACAACAGCCAACAUAUGUCGCUCUCAGUUACAUUAAUCGGUUUAUGACUGAUGCAGCUCGAAGAGAACAGGAAUCCCUGAAGAAAAAAAUUCAGCCGAAACUCUCCUUGACUUUAUCAAGCUCUGUGUCCCGUGGGAAUGUAUCUACUCCUCCACGCCACAGCAGUGGAAGCCUUACACCUCCGGUCACGCCGCCCAUCACCCCUUCCUCUUCCUUUCGUAGCAGUACACCCACUGGUAGCGAAUAUGAUGAAGAAGAAGUAGAUUAUGAAGAUUCAGACAGUGAUGAAUCCUGGACCACAGAAAGUGCCAUCAGCUCUGAAGCUAUCCUAAGUUCCAUGUGUAUGAAUGGAGGGGAUGAAAAACCUUUUGCUUGCCCUGUACCUGGGUGUAAAAAGCGAUAUAAGAAUGUUAACGGUAUAAAAUACCAUGCCAAGAACGGCCACAGGACACAGAUCCGUGUGCGGAAGCCCUUCAAAUGCCGUUGUGGAAAGAGUUACAAGACAGCUCAGGGUCUGCGGCACCAUACAAUCAAUUUCCACCCACCAGUGUCUGCUGAGAUUAUCAGGAAGAUGCAGCAAUAACUGGCUGGUCACAGACGUGCCAAGGAAUCCUCACCAGCAGUUGCUGCUUUUGAAGACAGCCACCUCCUCUUGGGGAAGCACUGAGCAAUCCCUUUAAAAAAAUUAAAUGCAUGCUUUACCAUUUUUUCUGUAAUUUUGGAAUGAUGUUAUCUUUGUAGAGUUACUGCUUUUUGUACAUUUGCACAUGUAAUCAUCAUGCCCAUAUACAUUACUUUGCUAUCAGGUGCUAAAAGCUACAGAUUCUUCAAAGUAUCCCUCCUGCACCUCCCCACCCACCCCA
Euleptes europaea (tarantolino) is the source of this 1130-nucleotide messenger RNA. RefSeq names its product JAZF zinc finger 1 (gene JAZF1). NCBI's taxonomy places the organism in Eukaryota, Metazoa, Chordata, Lepidosauria, Squamata, Sphaerodactylidae. The transcript is spliced from 5 exons. Gene Ontology annotation, cellular component: nucleus. Bases 119 to 850 code for a protein of 243 amino acids. The record is from RefSeq and is a predicted model, not a curated record.